Molecule: messenger RNA, 2532 nt
Organism: Aspergillus brunneoviolaceus CBS 621.78
Lineage: Eukaryota; Fungi; Ascomycota; Eurotiomycetes; Eurotiales; Aspergillaceae
Product: mRNA-binding ubiquitin-specific protease UBP3
Exons: 5
Coding region: 1-2532 (843 amino acids)
Biological process (GO): protein deubiquitination
Cellular component (GO): nucleus; cytosol
Molecular function (GO): cysteine-type endopeptidase activity; cysteine-type deubiquitinase activity
Source: RefSeq, a predicted model, not a curated record
AUGAACCACCAUCUGCCCGCUAUGCCCCAUGGGCAGCCACCCAUGCCGCCCACCCCUCGUCGACAACAAGAUAUUCCCUACACCGCAGGCCCUCCGAACAUGCGAUCUCCGCCUGCGUACAUGGGCUUUCAUCCCCAUAUGAACGGCCAUCCUCCCCCGGCCGCAUACACGCCCCAACAAUAUUCCCACUGGUACCCCUAUCCUCCCAUGCAGAUGCCUCCCCGCCCAUACCAGCAUCCAUAUGGCCCGAUGUAUGUCGCGACCUACCCGCCCUCCCAGCCGAUCAUGGCGCCAGCGCACAUCCAUCCUCCGACGCUUCCUAUGCAGCCCAGAACUUCAACUCCCCUGCAACCUACCAUGUCUCCCGUUGGCAUGGCGUCUGUGCCUUUAGCAAACCAGGCGCAAUCACCCGCAGUUAUUCCGGCCCAAGCACUGGCAAGUCCUGUUGUGCCUUCACCACCGCCUCCAGUCCCUGUUCAGGCCGAACCUGCCCCCAGAGAGCCAUUUUGCCCACCGCUUCCAUGGCUGUCCGAUCCUGAAUCGCCUUUUCCUGCCAGAGCUCCUCGCAGGCGUCGCAAAGGCCGUGCAUUCCAAUCUUCAUCGGCCUCAGUUGAACUCCCAGUGAAGGACGCUCAGCGGCUUGAACACAAUGCGAGACAAGGCGCAGAGAAUGCGGAAAGUGUGCCAACACCCUCAGAGCCCCAGACGCCGACCUUAUCUGUUGCCCCAUCGGUUGCGAAUUCCACUCAACCCACCACUCCAUCCUCGGUGACUCAGACCCUCUCUGGUCGCCCCCAGUCUCAGACGAAAGGCCCCAAGUCCACUGCUCCGGUCGUUCCGGUCGUUCCUGUUGUUCCUGCUCCUGGAACUCCUCGCCAGGCUCUUAAAGACGAGGCCGCUCGCUCUUCAGAGACGCCGAAGAGUACUAGUAUCAGCGGCACUAGUGAAGUGACCGAGGAGCAGGAGCCUGUCAAGAAAAUCCAGCCCGCUCCUGCAGCACCUAAAUCCUGGGCAGACUUGGUUAAAUCCAAGUCCUUGGCUAAAGCAGCCGGUACCUCUGGAUCUUCUGCUGCUGCGACCAACGGUGUUGUUAAGCCUAAAAGUAAGAUGAUCGCUGAUGUUUUGAUGAGCUUGGGAGAAGAUGUUUCUCAGUACAGCGACAAAAUUGGAUUCCUGGAGCCCAGAGGCCUUGUCAAUACUGGCAAUAUGUGCUACAUGAACUCGGUCCUGCAAAUUCUGGUCUUCUGUGUCCCCUUCUACCAAUUUCUGGAACACAUUGGGCGGAGAGCAUCACACAGCUUCACUAGUGACUACCCCAUGAUCGAUGCAUUGAUCAUGUUUAUGAGGGAGUUUCGCGUCAUUGAUGCUGCUGACACAGAGGAGCAGUUGCGGCUUAGGCUGAAGGCCAAUGAGCUCGAGCAGUAUGGUGACGCUUUCAUCCCGGAGUUUGUUUACCAUGUGAUCCGGCAGCUGCCGCGAUUCCGUGACAUGAGACGUGGCCACCAGCAAGAUGCACAGGAAUUCUUAGGUUUCCUUCUGGAGGAGAUGCACGAGGAGUGCAGCCGUGCUGCGAAGGAAUUACCAUCUACCACCACGACUUCGAACACCGAUGCGGGCAAUGCAACCGAAGAAUCUGAUGGUUGGUUGGAAGUCGGCCACAAGCAAAAGGCAGCAGUCACACGCUCGUCUGGCGACAUUUCCCAGGAAUCCCCGGUCACGAGAAUCUUUGGAGGAAAGAUCCGAUCCGAGUUCAAGGUUCCCGGUAACAAGACUUCUGUUACUUUGGAGCCCUACCAGCCGCUGCAGCUUGACAUCGGGUCCCCCGAGAUCAACAACAUCAUUGACGCUCUCAAGGGCUUGACGAAGCCGGAGAGCAUCCAGGGAGAUUUCAAUUCUGCACGUGGCCCCAACGUCACUGCCACCAAGCAGGUUUUCAUCGAAACCCUGCCCCCAGUCCUUAUUCUCCAUCUCAAGCGAUUCCAGUACGACAGCGUCACCAACGGUACCCAGAAGAUCUGGAAGCGGAUUGGAUACCCCCUUGAUCUGGAGAUCCCACGCGAGGUGUUUCCACCUAACAAGCGCAACGUCAUGAUGGCACAGGGCGGACUGCCCAAGUACCGACUUGUUGGUGUCAUUUAUCACCACGGCAAGAAUGCCAGUGGCGGCCAUUACACUGUUGAUGUCCGCCGGCAAGAUGGCCGUGAGUGGAUUCGGUUGGAUGAUACUGUGAUCCGUCGCGUGCGCAGCGAGGAUGUUGCAGAAGCCGGUGGCGAGGAGGAUCCUAAGGUUCUGGCUGCCGCGAUGGAACAGCAUAAGCGGGACAGCUCCAAUGCUAAUAUUUUCGACCACAUCGACCAGGAUGACCAAUCUGACAAUGAGAGAGGAUGGAGCCAGGUCAAUGGCACGCCAGGCAAGAAGUCCGGCACCAACGGAGCAUCGGCGCCACCUAGCACCACCCGGUCAUCUGCCGGACGUUAUAAUGCUCGUGACAACAAGGUGGCAUACCUGCUAUUCUACCAACGUAUUGCUUAG